Molecule: messenger RNA, 953 nt
Organism: Brassica napus (rape)
Lineage: Eukaryota; Viridiplantae; Streptophyta; Magnoliopsida; Brassicales; Brassicaceae
Exons: 2
Coding region: 186-596 (136 amino acids)
Source: RefSeq, a predicted model, not a curated record
CUAGCCAUAUCUGAAGGCCCAAUGACUAGAGCCAGAAACAAGCAACUCAAAGAAGCCAUUGGAGGAUUACUUAAGACAUCACUGAAGCAAGAAGAGAGUCUUGGAAGAAGCUUGAUCAACCAAGACACACUUGCCACAAUUCAAGCCAUCUCAGCUCCAAGAUAGACAUCAAAUGAGCAAGUACCAUGGCAGGAGAUCAAAAAGGAGAACUCACUAAGGAUGAAAAGCUUUUACUUAAGGCUAUGAGUGCUCAGAUGCAGGAGAAGAUGAAAGCCAGCCUUGAUAAAUUCCGGCAUGAGUUGAGACAGGAACUCCAACAAGCUACUGGUCAGAGUUUUGAGUCUAGAAGCAGUGAGAGGAGACAAAGACGUGGGCAUGAAGGCCGAAGCAAUCACAAAGAUAAAUUGGCUGAUCAAAAGCUAAAAAUCCCUCUUUUCUAUGGUGAUGCUGACCCUGCUGCAUACGUGGAGUGGGAAGAGAAGAUGGAGUUGAUUUUUAACUGUCAACACUCUGCUGAAAGAAAGAAGGUUCAAAUGGCUACUGCUGAGUUUUAUGGUUAUGCUUCAAGCUGGUGGGAAUCAAUUGGUGUCAUCUAGGAGACACUAUGGAAAAGAACCAGUUACAACCUGGCUUAAAUUAAGGGCUUUGAUGCGUCAUAAGUAUGUUCCAAGACAGUACAACAAGGAAGUGCUUCGAAAACAGUCUGAAACAAAGCCAUGCUCUGCAAACUCAGUUCAGAAACAACAAGUCAGUAUGAGAUCAAUUCUAGCCAGUGUUAUUGGUUUACCUAGCAAGACAACAAGCUGGUUCAGUGAGGAGGACAUAAAGAAGCUGUCUCAAGUGGUGGUGGAUGUGCAAAAGCAACUUAAAAGGACCAACACAGCACGUCCAUCCAUUGAAACACAGCACCAAGAACCAGUUACUACUGUCGCAGAACUCAAAAAUGUAGAACC